Messenger RNA from Tarenaya hassleriana, 1638 nucleotides. RefSeq names its product pentatricopeptide repeat-containing protein At1g12300, mitochondrial-like. The record is from RefSeq and is a predicted model, not a curated record. The transcript is spliced from 3 exons. Gene Ontology annotation, molecular function: protein binding. The coding region runs from base 1 to 1638 and encodes 545 amino acids. Lineage: Eukaryota; Viridiplantae; Streptophyta; Magnoliopsida; Brassicales; Cleomaceae.
AUGACGGCAGUGGUCCGAAGAAUGGCUGCUUUUGCAUUUGCUUCUGCCUCAGGUCUACUUCAGACUCAUCCCCUAAGAAGAGGUACUCUGAACAACUUCUUGCACUGUUCCUCUGUCUUAAGCUGUCGGAGAUCGUCUUUUUCCGAUGUUAGAGACCGCAAUAUGUCAUACAGAGAUAGAUUGAGAUGUGGCGUUCAUGACUGUCAUGCCGAGUAUGCUGUUGAUUUGUUCGAUCAGAUGGUUCAGUCUCGUCCCGUACCUUCCAUCGUCGAUUUUACUAAACUAUUGAGUGCAAUCAUGAAGAUGAAACGGUAUGAUGUUGUCAUUUCCCUCUGCAAGAAAAUGGAAUUGCUUGGGGUUUCACAUGAUAUCUACUCUUUGAAUGUUCUCAUCAACUGUUUCUCCCACUCUCCUCAAGUGUUUUUGGGUUUAUCUGUCGUGGGCAAAAUCUUGAAACUCGGUUACAAGCCUAAUGUAGUCACCUACAAUAUCUUAGCUCAUGGUUUCUGUAUCCACGGCAAGAUUUCAGCGGCCUUAAGCUUGGUUGACCAAAUGGUGGAAGAGGGAUACAAACCUAAUGUCGUAACAUUUAGUACUUUGAUCAACGGAUUUUGCAUUGAGGGUAGAGUUUCUGAAGCAUUGAGUUUACUUGAUCAGAUGCUAAAGAUGGACUGUGAGCCCAAUGUAGUUACAUUUGCCAUUGUUAUAAACGGGGCCUGUAAGGCAAGAGAUUAUGCGUUGGCCAUGAAUCUACUCGAGAAGAUGGAGGAAAUGCAUAUUGAGAUCGAUAUUGUAAUUUAUAAUACGAUCAUCGACUAUCUUUGCAAAGCCGGACACGUGGAGGGUGCACUGAACCUUUUCGGAAAGAUGGAUAGUUGUGGGAUUGUACCUGAUGUAGUAACUUUUAGUUCUAUGAUAAAUGGUUACUGCAAGGCUAAUAGGGUCGAUCAGGGUCUUAAUCUCUUUUAUGAGAUGUCUCGAAGAGGAUUGGUUGCUGAUGCGAUUACAUACAACAUCCUCAUCCAAGGGUUUUACAGAGUAGGCAACCUUGGUGCUGCCCAAAAGUUUUUUAUGGAGAUGCAGUAUAAGGGUCAUCGUCCUGAUCUUGUGACUUACAUCAUUUUGCUUGAUGGACUCUGUAAGAAUGGAAAAACGGACAAGGCACUUUGCCUUUAUAAUAAGUUGGGUAAGAGUGUGAUUGACCUCGAUAUACCUCUCCAUAGUUGCAUGAUGCAUGUUACUGAGAUAUCAGCCUCCAAGACCGAGAAGAAGCAAAAUGGAUGGGACAGAGCCAAACGUAUGGACAAGCUGAUCGAACAGGCAAGAGCCAUGAUCCUUGGGUGUUCCAAGUGUUUUGGUGUAAGAACACUGUUGCCCCUGGAGCUUCGAUCCACUCUGAAGCAUGAUUUCAGAUGCCUUUUCAUGACAAAUCAUUCCCCUCUUGUUGGAAAAAAAAUCAAAGGUGAGAAAGCCUGUGGUUUGUGUCUCAUUUGUUACAAGAAGAAGAAUUGCGCCUGUGGUGCGCCGAAAGAGGUCAGAAUCUCUGAUCCCGCUUCCUCGAUGUCCGAAAGAAACCAAUCUUUGUUACAAGAAGAAGAAUUGCGCCUGUGGUGCGCCGAAAGAGGUCAGAAUCUCUGA